This is a messenger RNA of Oppiella nova, 1206 nucleotides long. Lineage: Eukaryota; Metazoa; Arthropoda; Arachnida; Sarcoptiformes; Oppiidae. The record is from the annotation of a GenBank genome assembly.
AUGGCGUCAAACGAUUGUCAAACAAAAUGUUUAAAAGACUUAAAAUUGGGCGAAGAGUUUGAUUUCGAGAAAGUGGUACUCAUUAGAGGACAGACACCCCAUGAUAUCAAAGAGCGGUGUUUGCAGUUAUGUAGAGACUAUUUGGCCCACAAUUGGAUCCAACAAACCGUGGACUCAAUACAAGUCCGAAGAAUAACUGGGGGUUUAACUAAUCAGUUAUACUAUUGUGGAGUCAAUGAGCCCUCCCUUACAUCCACUGCACCUCAAGAGGUGGCCAUCAGAUUGUAUGGCAAUAAGUUGUAUAACAAUAUGACUGGUGAUGCGAAUGAGACACUGAAUGACAGGAGUAGUGAACGGCUGAGUGAUGUCAUCACAUCUCUGAUACUAUCGGAGACACAAUUGGGACCAAAAAUAUACGGACUCUUCGAAGACGGACAGAUCCUACACUACUAUCAGCACCGACAGUUCAAACUUGAGGAGCAAAAGGACCCGAAACUGGUUGAGGAACUGUUCCGAAAGAUAGCUCGAGUCCACGCCCUCGACGUCCCCCUCCCGAAGAGGCACUGGAUCUUCAGAAGGAUUGACUACAACUACGAGGAGGCGUACAGAAGACAUGCCAUUAAUGAGAUGAUAGAAGAGCUAAACUGCGAGACAAUCAAAAGCCACGAUUUGAAGGCUGAGGUCCAGUGGCUGAAGGAUAUGAGCGUCAAAAUAGACAGUCCUCUCGUGUUUUCACACAACGAUCUCUUCAGCCCUAAUGUAUUGGUUUUAGACAAUAAGACCGCAUCUGGGGAUCAGUUAGUUAUCUGUGAUUUUGAAUAUAGCAGUUAUGGGUUCAGGGGAACUGACCUGGGCACCAUUAUCAACGAAUGGGGUCGACUCUGGAAUGACACCCUAACUGUGCACACCUUUGCGGACGACUCUGCGAUCAAACAAUUACUUCAAUACUAUAUCUCGGAAAAUGAGAUAAUCUUCGGAAAGAGUUGGUCUCAAAAUGGGAUGAAUUCAACGGAACAACUGCUAAAAGAAGUGAAAUUGUUUGCAUUGAUUUGGAAAAUGCAUUUAAUUUUGUUGUGUCUCAAAAUGGAUGAAGCGAAUGACGACUUUCCUAUGGAUAAAAAGUUGCUUGUUCACUUGGCUGAAAAGGAGUAUGAAAACUAUUGGCGUAUAAAGAGUGCAUUCAUUCAACAAAAUGCUUUUGAUUGA